Hyaloscypha bicolor E is the source of this 1427-nucleotide messenger RNA. RefSeq lists its product as uncharacterized. The record is from RefSeq and is a predicted model, not a curated record. The transcript is spliced from 2 exons. The coding region runs from base 82 to 1275 and encodes 397 amino acids. NCBI's taxonomy places the organism in Eukaryota, Fungi, Ascomycota, Leotiomycetes, Helotiales, Hyaloscyphaceae.
CGCAAUUCAAUACUGACAACUUCCAAAAAAAACAUACGGGAAGCUCAACAAGCCCAACCGGGUGCUGUGCCCUUGCGCACCAUGCGUAAUGACAGCAUAGAUGAGAUCUCUGAUGGAGAGGCAUCUGACGAGCCAAAUGACCGUCAAUUAGGACAGAAUUUAUCAUGUCCUGACUGCAAGGCCCGGACUUUCCCCAGUCUCUCCAAGCUUAACAAGCAUAGGAACACCCAUAAUCUGCCAUGUGAAUGCCUAGCAGAAGGUUGCGACAAGCGCUUUGCUCAACGACAGGCCCUCGAUCGGCAUACCCACACCGAGCACGGAGAUACAAAUCGCCCCACAAAGUACUACCACUGCACCGUAGACGGCUGCAAAUAUGCGAGUACAGGCAGACGGAAGAAAUGCUUCGCUAGGGUGGAUCAGGUGAAAGAGCAUAUAAAGAAUUAUGGACACUACGGACCGCACUCUGUAAAUGAGCGCCGUCGACGUCCCCGGAAUGCCCAGCCCAUCGGUGUAAUAAUAAAGGCGGUAUUCGAGGAGUGGAAUCUUGAAUCAAACGGGGCACAGAAUGGAAAUCCACUGCCUCGGAGGAAUAUCCAGUCAUGCGAAUAUAAUCCGCGGAAAACAAACCUCUGGCAUGAAGACGAUACCGCGGAGCUGUAUUUGCGCGGGGAGACGCUGGAAGACAAUGUCUUUAAUUGCGGCUCGUGGCAUCAAUGCUUGGUCCCUGAUUGCUAUUAUCAAGUUCUUUCUCCUGAUGGACUUGGGGUAACGGUGUUUAAAACGGCGAAAGGUUUGCUGGAGCAUUGUCGUCGAGCUCACGAGCUUUCAGGUGAAGGGGCUUCACUAUCAUCGCAUAUCCAGCCACAAGAAGGUGCUGAAAGUAGCAGCGCUUGGGAUUCUAUGGACUUCACAGACAUGUCAACAUGGCAUAAUAUGAAUAACCCGGAGUCGGGAAGCCCCAUUUUUGAGGAUCAGGAAAUGCUCUUCGAAGUCGAAGAUGAAUUUCUAGGAUUUGGUCAACACCCGGGCCAUACUUGGGAAGCUACAGAUAUUCAACCCUCGGAUGAUUCCACUCUCCUUUCUCCUAUAUCAGAUGCUGCACUGGUCUCGUUAUCCCCGCCCCCACCAACAACAUCCUCAUCAAUAAUCAGGUCUGACUCGUGGGUUUCGAUGUCAUACUCCGAUGGCGGCGACAAUGGGGCCUUCACAAGCUCGCCAUCAACCGAUCGCCCUUCUUUUGUGCGACACAAAACCACGGAACCAAGCACAGGGUAGGAUUUCAAGUCUCUCUUUCCAACUCUUAACUUUACAUUCUGAGACACACUUAUAGGAGAUUAAAAUGCGAGAUAAGCACGUGCAACGUAACUUUCCAACGCAAAGGCGACAUGCUCCGCCACGUACAUAGCGUGCACCGCCAAUCCACACCA